UCAGAAUCACCUUGAUCUCCACGAAGGUCAAGCAACUUGAGAAGGUGUCUCAAAACAUCAUCCAAAACGCUGAGAGAGAGAACCUUUUCAAAAAGGGUCCAGUUAGAAUGCCAACUAAGACCUUGAGAAUCUCUACCAGAAAGACUCCAAACGGUGAGGGUUCCAAGACCUGGGAGACUUACGAGAUGAGAAUCCACAAGAGAUACAUUGACUUGCACGCUCCAGCUCAAUCUGUCAAGAAGAUUACCCAAAUCACCAUUGAGCCAGGUGUCGACGUCGAGGUCACCAUUGCUGCUUAAGUACGUUGAGUGUUUGUGGCAAUACUCUAGGCGUACCGUGUAGAAAUACCAAGUUCAACUUGUUAUAUGAUGCAUGAGACGUUACGGUGUUAGCUAUCAGUUCCUUGCACAUACAUUUAUAUGUAGCUUAAGGUAAUGGAUAAUUUGAAAAAAUUAGUAAACCUUUACACCGGCAUGGUAAAUUUAUGCGAUCAAAAACAACGAUUAUUAACUUCCUUUUCGGAAAAAGGUAAAUAUUCAACUAAAAUCAAUUUGAGUCCACUAUCUUCUUCUCAUGGAUCACUUGUAUUCGCGUAACUUCUGGUCUCCCGACGAUUCUGCCUGCUCGUUUCUGCUAGGACACUUCGAUGGAGGCUCCAAGACUGCAGACGCUGUGCUUGCCUUCUACAAAGAACGAAUGGCGAUAGAGCAAGAGUAUGCCAAACGUUUGUGCACACUUUCCCGGAAAAUUGACCUUGGCAAGCACGAACUAACAGGCAGUCUGAAAAGCAGUCUUGAUGUUCUUGCACAGGAAACACAACAACUUGGCAACAGUCAUUAUUCUCAGGCAAACAAGCUUGCAACCGAUGUGUAUAAUCCUCUGACUGAAUAUGCAGCAGAGCGCAAAAACAAAGGCAAAAUACUCGAUUCUGGACUGUCCAAACUGAUGAAACACAAAAGAAACCUUGAAUCCAAGGUGGAACUUGCUCGAAAGAAGUAUGAAGCUCACUGGGUGAAGGUCAAUAAUUAUAAAACACAGCAGAUUCUUAUGGAUGAGACAGAAGCUUAUAGGACACAAAUGAAGGUGAACAAACUCAUGGAUCAGAUGAGUGAGGCACGUGACGACUACCGUGGCCUUGUUAAUGAGUACAACAAUAUGCUGAAUGUGUGGAAAAACGAGUGGUUCUCUGCUUGUGAAAACCUGCAGUCUAUGGAGGAGGAGAAAAUCAAGUUCUUGAAGGCCAACAUUUGGGAAUAUGCAAACAUUGUGAGCUCCACGUGUAUUUCAGACGAUCAAAGCUGUGAAAAUAUCCGUCUGAGUCUCGAGAAAUGCUCGUAUCGAGCUGACAUUACAUCCUUUGUUGAGGAGUUCAAAACUGGCAAUACCAUGUCUUCACCUGUGAACUUCAUCGACUAUGCCCGCGGAGACGUUCCCCAAAGAAAAGGCGGCAUCCAGACGGUCGAUCUCACCAGCAUUCCUAAAAUCACACAACAGCGCGAACAAUUGGGACGCAAAAAGAUUACACCUCCAAAGCCAACCCAAGAGCAGCAGAUGCAGUUUGAUCUGAUUGAUAGACGCGAGGAGACAUUCAAGCAGCUACAGGAACAGGCCCAGCUCGAGGCCUCCCAACUGCGGAGCACAGGAGCACAGACUACUUCUGAACCAAGCUCUAACCUCGUUUUCUCGGAAUACUCUGACGGAACGGAAGCCUCGAGCUCCCACGAAGACGACUUCAAACAGUCGAAGCAAGAGUCCACAUACUCGAAUCCUCUGCUGCAUUCUCUGGUAUCUGACAAACCAACUGAGUCUAGCCGGCUGAAGAAGUUCAAUAUUUUUGGCAAGACUGAGCAGCCAGUGAACCCAUUAGAAGCCUAUUUGAGCGACCUUCAAUUAGGUGGAAAUGGCGACAUGUCGAAAUUCCGUGACUCGAUGCAGAUCAGUGAUGAAUCGAAACAGGAAAAUAACGAGAUUCGAGCACCGUCUUUCACCUUCAGCAGGAACAACUCCGUCAGAAAAUCAAAAUCGUCCACCACCUUGAAAGGAAAGUUUGUGAACCACGCAAACCUGCCAUCGCGCUCGUCCGAAGGCUUCCCCGUUCUCAAAUACUGCAGAGCUCAGUACUCAUACAAUGCCAGCAUCGAGCAGGAACUGUCCUUCAAAAAGCGUGAUAUUCUAAUGAUCCUGCACCAGCAGCCUGACGGAUGGUGGUUUGCGGAAAACAUCAACACAGGAAAGUCGGGCCUUGCGCCUAGCAACUAUCUCGUUGAUAUGUAAUCUAGACUAUGCCACUGACUUUUCUUGCGUAAAGAUAUGCUGUGACUGCAAAAACAAACAUGCUUCCACAGAUGCUGUAAAACCACGUCAAGCCGGGGGAAUUCUGGCCAGGAACAAGACAGUUCAUUCCCCAAAGACCAGUCACGACGUUCAACGGUAAUACAAUGGAACCUAGGAUGGUAAUUUUUCCCAAAAUGUCGUUCAUGUCGUUGUUGACCCUGGUCAUGUCUAUGUUGAUCUGGGCAAGGUAAUUAGAGUGAGAUCGAGCAAGCAAUUUCUCGUAGUGAUUCAAGCUUUGCACCAUUGUGACGAUGUGAUCCUGAAUGUCUCCCAAAUACAUUCCGAUUUCAGACCGAGGAGCUACCUCCCACUGCUCGUUGCAUCUCUUGGAGAAGCCCUUUAUAACAUCGGCUUUGAAUCCCAAAAGUCGCAACAACGACAUAACCCUUCUACGACAGUCUCCAAUUCGGCGAAGCAUGUCUCCCUUGCGUUUCCAGCUCAAAAUCUUCGUAUCUUGGGACGAGGACGUCGACCGCGAAGACUUGGAACUCCACGUGUUUAUGGACGCCUUGUCGUUGACAGUUGACGUUCUUCGUUUCAGCUUGAGCCAGAUCUUGUCGUCGUCCUCGUCCUCAGAGCCAGAAGACUCUUCAUCAGAGUCAAUUCCACUCUGCAUUACCAAAAUUGCGUCCUCAAUCGCAUUGACCUCAUCUUCAAUGCUUUCUAUUAGAGGAGCGUACGCAUCGGUGAUGUCGUCAAUGAGAGCGUAUCCUAUCCAGUCUGAAGUGACAGACAGAUAGUCCUUGAGCAAGCGCACUCUGCGCCGAACGUUUGCCGGAUGUGGGGUUGGUUUCUGGUGGAACGUGAUAACGCCGUCUCUGAACACAAUGAUGUACAUAUUAAGUGGUUCAAGCUCGCCGUUCUUCUUCCGCUUGUCGCCAUCUCUUCUUUUGGAAACCAUCGAGGGUGCCCGCUGAUGGUCGAUAUCACUGGACGACGGCUUGCUCUUCAACAAACGGUUCACGAUAUGACGAUACCACGCUUUCUUGCGAUGCUUGCUGUUGACACUUUCGUCAUCAGAGAACGCAGCUGAGUUCAUGGCUCUCUCCAACGCUUUUUUACGGUUUUGAUGCUCAAGAACAACGUCAAACGCAGUAAAACACACCAGAUAGUAAUCUCUGAACAAUUCCACCUUCUCUCUCGUUUCGCCCAUGAAAAUAUCCUCAGUAGUCAACGGGUGGAUGCUGAACGCCUUGGACAGAACUUUCAUCUCCUCUUCCGUUGGGUUCAGGACGUCAAGCCAGAAAGGCGGCACGUCUGCAGCCGACGAGCUGUCCGCGGCCACUGAGGGCGUGGGAGUGCUUGUUCCUGUGACCCUGGGCUUAAGACUGUUCUGCGACGAUUGAACAGAGGCUAUGUUUGGAUGCGGCACAUUGGACUGUGAACUAUGUUCUUGGGUCGAUGGGGAAAACAACUCUGAAAGGCUGUAUUUUUGCACCAGCCCCGAAAUAUUGGAGGCAUGAAUAGUGUUCUCGAGGUCUUCCCUGAAAUACGUGAACCGCAAACUUUUCGGCUGCCGCAGCUCUGGGAAUUCGUUCAGAACUUUCCGGUUGUUGCUCCAAGGAACAACUCGCCGCGGCCGAAGACGACCAUUGAGAGCUUCCUGCUCGUUUUCGUUCUGCACCAGCAACGGCUCAGAUUCACUCGGCUCAAUGUUGGAAACCAGCGGAUACUCGAAAUUGAUCCUUUCCUCCCCUUGCACCGGCGAGGACUGCCUGGAGAGCGACGCGGAAGCCUCGCUGAUUUUUUUAAACUCCUGCAAUUCCUCGUCCACAAAUUCCUGUAGCACAGAGAUGUCUGGCCACAUCUUGCGUUUUCCGGCCUCGUCAAAACUUUCGACGGGAACACAAACGUCGUCCAGAGAGGACGCGUUGGAGGAGCGUCUGGAAGACGGGUUUGACGAGCCGUAAACGGAGUUAGAGCUCUCGUCAUCGUUAUUCGAAUUGUAAGGUUCAUGUUCGGCCAGAUCAUGCAGUAAGCCUUUCGCGGGCCGGUCUCUCAACGUGGACUCAAACGGAUUUUCUGUCUUGUACUGCAGUCCCUCGGAAAUGGACUUGUUUUGCUUGAGGGCAUUGUUGUAACUCUUGAACCUCCUGAAUUUGGACUCGCCUAUCUCGUCUACAGAGCCGUAUCUGUCUUUUGAGCUGGGCGAAAUCGGGCGUCCAGUAGCCGUCCCUAUGCUUAGUCGGUUUUUAGGUCUAUCUGAAACCACCAUUGGAGCACUUAGACUGAAGCCCCUUUUGCGCUGGCGCUGCGACUUUGACAAGUCGGUGGCCAACGAGUGCCGUCUGUGGUCGAUCAGGGGCUCAAGGCCGGCCGAGGAGUCGGAAGACACGUCGUUGUGCAUCACUCCAAACGCGUCCGUCUCGUGCUCUGAAACUUUGCUGGAACGCCGAGGUGUGAUUUCAC
Molecule: messenger RNA, 4743 nt
Organism: Ogataea polymorpha
Lineage: Eukaryota; Fungi; Ascomycota; Pichiomycetes; Pichiales; Pichiaceae
Exons: 1
Coding region: 574-2274 (566 amino acids)
Biological process (GO): cytoskeleton organization
Cellular component (GO): mitotic actomyosin contractile ring, proximal layer; plasma membrane; cytoplasm
Molecular function (GO): protein binding; phospholipid binding
Source: RefSeq, a predicted model, not a curated record